AAUAACAACAACCCCAACAACUUGGUUUCCAUUGAACAUCGUGUUGAAUAAUAAUGAUCAGAUAAGUGCUUCUAAAAGUAUUUUCCCUUAAAAUUGUGAAUUCUUAUUGUCGAGUUUAGUUUUACCGCAUUAAAAAUGCCGAAGAAAAAAACUGGUCAGCGUAAGAAGGCCGAAAAGCAGAAACUUCGCCAGAAAGAGAUUCGCAAUCGCGAAUCUCAGCUGCCGGAGCAACCUUGCAAUCUGCCAAUGGAUUGCGAGAAGUGUGGCAGGAAGCAGAAGUCUCGUGCAUUUUGCUAUUUCUGUCAAAGCGUUCAACGCUUGCCCAUAUGCGCCCAUUGCGGAAAGCAGAAAUGCAUGCUAAAAACCGGAGACUGUGUCGUGAAGCACCCGGGUGUGUACACCACCGGGCUGCAGAUGGUGGGUGCCAUCUGCGAUCAUUGUGAGGCCUGGAUCUGCCACGGACGGAAGUGUCUUCAGGCGCAUGCCUGCACCUGUCCACUGAUGGAUGCCGUAUGCAUCGAAUGCGAACGUGGCGUCUGGGACCACGGUGGCCGAAUGUAUAAGUGUUGCUUCUGCGAUAACUUCCUUUGUGAGGACGAUCAGUUCGAGCACCAGGCCUCCUGUCAGGUGUUGGAGUCGGAAUCGUACAAGUGUCAGUCGUGCAACCGACUGGGACAAUACUCGUGCCUGCGUUGUAAGACGUGUUACUGCGAGGAUCAUAUUCGUCGAAAAGGCUUCAAGUACGACAAGAACAAGCCGAUUCCGUGUCCAAAGUGCAACUACGAUACGAGCCAGACUAAGGAUCUGAGCAUGUCUGUUCGUAGCCAUAAGUAUGGCCGUAAACGUCAAGACGACAUGGAUGACGAUGAUGAUGACUACGUGUACGAUGCCGAAUACACCGCGUACCGAGCAGCUGCUGACCGUUACAAUGAAACCGAUUCCGAUGAUGAUGACGACUACGAGGAGGGCUCUGACUCGGAUGAAGAUGAUGACGAUGAGUCUGAAGAAGAGGAGGAAGAGGAAGACGACAAGGCAGGUACGAGCAGCGGAAAAGGAGGCAAGUGAAUCGUUCUGCCGCCCCUAUAAGGAAGUUCUUUCCAAAGGCUCAUAAGCAUUACUUGAUUGGUAGGUUGAUUCUUGUUGAAUUUAGAUAGUUUGGGUAUCGAACCGAUGGGAAGUUGUAUUCAAUAAAGAACGUAGAAAUAUCCAGUA
Armigeres subalbatus is the source of this 1212-nucleotide messenger RNA. RefSeq names its product zinc finger protein 330 homolog (gene Noa36). Gene Ontology annotation, cellular component: nucleus. Bases 136 to 1065 code for a protein of 309 amino acids. The record is from RefSeq and is a predicted model, not a curated record. NCBI's taxonomy places the organism in Eukaryota, Metazoa, Arthropoda, Insecta, Diptera, Culicidae. The transcript is spliced from 3 exons. Gene Ontology annotation, molecular function: zinc ion binding.